AUGGACCAUGCCAUGUCGGAUCAGUUGGACGCUCACCGCAGGCGUCAGCCAUUGACCGAUGCUUCCAGCAGGAUUAAUCAUACCAAAGCCGCCAAGGUCGAGACACCUCGUGUACGUGUUGAGAACCGGGACCAUUUGAAGACUCCGGACCGUAUGUCCAUCGGUACGAGUUCGACUCCUCGAGACAACAAAGAGAACCAACGGUUAUCCGUAGCCACAGAAUUCCAGUCCGAAUCUGCCCGCAACUCGGUGUUGUCUGCUACAUCGAUUCUUUCCAACAGGGGCAAGAGAAAGACCCAUGUUGGACCGUGGCAGUUGGGCCGAACCUUGGGCAAAGGCGCCACUGGGCGUGUUCGACUUGCGAAACAUGCCUUGACAGGACAGACUGCCGCCAUCAAAAUCGUCUCCAAAAAGUCUGCUGCUAUGGUGCAAAGCGAAAGUAUUGCAGCAAUGGACCGAACUGCAAGCACCUUUACGGGGGCUUCAAAUGCUCGACAGAUGCCCUGUGGUAUCGAGCGAGAGGUGGUAAUCAUGAAGUUGAUUGAACACCCCAAUGUAAUCAGCUUGUAUGAUGUUUGGGAGAAUCGUGGAGAGCUGUAUCUUGUCCUAGAGUAUGUAGAAGGUGGUGAACUUUUCGAUUAUGUCUCCAACAAUGGACCUCUACCGGAAGAAGAGGCCGUGCGUUUGUUCCGUCAAAUCAUUGCUGGGCUAGGAUACUGCCAUCGAUUCAACAUCUGCCACCGUGACUUGAAACCCGAGAAUAUUCUCCUCGACGGCAACCACAACGUCAAAAUUGCCGAUUUCGGUAUGGCUGCACUCCAACCAGCAGGUCACUGGUUGAAUACCUCUUGCGGAAGUCCGCAUUACGCCGCACCUGAGAUCAUCUAUGGACGGAAAUAUCGUGGUGACAGGGCUGAUAUGUGGAGCUGUGGAAUCAUUCUGUACGCUCUAUUGACCGGCUAUCUUCCGUUCGAUGGUGGUGACCUUGCAAACACGCUGCGACUGGUCAAGAAGGGUGACUAUAUGAUCCCUCCGGAGCUGAGUGAUGAGGCUGCAGACCUUAUCCAGCAGAUUCUGCAAAAGCGACCAGAGGACCGCAUCACUAUGCAGGAGAUUUGGCUGCACCCGCUGCUCACCAAGUACGAGAAGCUCCACAAUGCAAUGGCUGACCACUACAUUGGGCCUCCCCCCCCUUUGUCCAUCAAGGACUGUGGAGAGCCCAUAACUUCUCGCCAAGAUGUCGACUUUGAUAUUCUGCGAAAUCUUCAGACAUUGUGGCAUAAUGUAAAUCCGGAUACCUUGAUUGAUCGAAUGAUGAGUCUCGAACCAACCCAUGAACGAAUGUUCUACAAUGCUCUGGUAAAGUUCCGGGAUGAGCAACUCGAAAACUACCAGGGUCAACCUUUGGAGUACUCUGCCAGUGAUUAUCACCACAUCUCUCGCCCUGGAGAUAGAGUCCGUCGAGGACGGAGUUCUUCUAAGAGACGAACUCAAGUCUCCGCUGUGAAAGAUCUCCAUCGUCGAAUAAGCGCACCAAAAGAGCCCAAGUCCAGCGCAAGCAUCGAGAGCUACGAUCCGUACCGAUCACCUAAGAUUAGAACUCCUGCAAAGGAGGUACAGUAUGCACAGAUCACCAUCCACAAACCAUCCGAGGUUCUAGAGCAAGGACAAGUCUCUCCAGUUGUGAAACCUCCACCAUCCAUCGUGGAGGAGGAAGAACCAGAGGAUACCCAGGAUGUUACGCCCUCACCCUUCACUGUGCUUCAAAAGCGCAAACACAAGCCCAACUCGAUGAGGUCCUUCCACUCAUCCAAAGUGCCCCAUUCUAGCUCGCGAUACCAUGGGUUAUCCACUCGAUCGACCAGCUAUCGGCGUAAUGUUUCGUUCCAUCACAUACGGAAUCGAUCCCAGGGAUCUACCAAGCCGAAGCGCAGAAGGACCAGCACCAACCAGCAGUCUGACCUCAAACGUUCGCCUAGUGCAGCCAGCUUGCAAAUGCUCGCCGAUGAACUCGUUGUGCCAGACAUCCCCAGCAGCCCUCCUCUUCCAGCUCAACCAACUGUUGUCCGCCCUAGCAGUGCCAAGGCUAAGAAUCUAGUCCGCGAGAGAAAGGUUCACCAGUCCGAUAUGAUCUGGACAGAAGAUGCUCGCAAGGUAUCAAAUGAGCUCAGCAAGAUCUGUGAAGAAGCAUUCAAUGGAAGCUCCCUUACGACGAUGCGUGUUUCUAGCUCUGCGACAGGUUACGAAACACCGGCAACACCUGCAUCAGUUUCGAGUCCACAGCAGCGAACUGCACUUCCUGUGACAGAAACAGCGGCAAUUCCAAGCGAAGUGCCGAAUGAGUCAGGUCAAUCGUACGGUAUCCAAGAGCUCACCGAGACUCGCCGAAAACUGGUUGAACACAGCAAAGCAUGCAGUGACAGUAUCCCGGCAUAUUUGACUGGGGUUAUUGGUCACCUCGACCGCUUAAUUGAAGAGGACCAGGUCCACGAUCAAUCACGGCGCAAGAUGGAGGGAAGCACAUCGACCCUUGUGGAUCCAUUCAAUGGAGGCACCGAAGACACGUCCCUUCCUGUGAUUAACGAGGAAUUCGCAAGCCCUGUCCGUGCCCCUUGCGAAUACAGUCCGAUGCCGAAGUUGCAGUCGAAGGCACGAGCAUCCACUGCAACGAGCCGUGUCAAUGACGCCAAAACCACCAUCCGAAUGGUCCCACACAGCUCGCUACGGUCGAUGGAGGAAGUUAAGCCGUUGAUGAUUCGCAAGAAAGUCGAAAUUAGUGAUUCGGAGGCCAUCAACAGCGAUUCCGCCGAGGCAUCGCGAAACUUCUCCCAGGGUUCCCGUCAAAGUCGCCCCCUCGGUGGGCUGGAUCCAAUUGAGGAGAUCCCAGUUUCCCCAAAGAGACCAGCUGACAAUAAAAAGUGGUCAUGGUUCAAGCACCGCUCGCAGGUUUUUGACAAUCCGCCAUCUCUGCCUGUCAAGGACAUCAAGCCUAUUGUCUCGGACAAAGGCUCAAUGAUUGUUAAUCCCCCACAGGACCUUUCCCAGACCGAUGCCUCAAUCCCUAUCAAUUGUCUUGAUGAGCAGAGAGCACCGACCCGCAAGUCAUCUAUGGAACGCUUCGGCGGCGGCUUCUUCAAGAGGCUUAUGCCGAAGAAGUCCAACAAGUCCCUCUCAUCCCACGAGACGGACAUGGAAAAGCCCAGGACCAAAGAUAUUCGAAACUCUGCAAUGCUCUGCAACGGCUUCCCGGACUCGGAGAGCUCCUUCGACUCGGUUAACGGUGUCAACCCCCCUCGAAACAAACGCCUCUCGCUUGCCAAUCAGAAUUGGUUUGCUCGAGUAUUCCAAAUCAAGCCAGCCUCUCGCGUGAUCGCCUUGAACACGUCUAAAAUCAAGGGUCGCAAGGAGAUCUACAAGAUGUUACGUGACUGGAAGGAGUAUGGAAUGGAGAACGUCCAUAUGGACAAGAGCAAUAGUGUUGUCCAUGGUCGAGUCAGCGAAGUCAACUUAUUUCACCUUCGGGAGGUUGAGUUCGUCGCAGAGUUCUACACUGUGCUUGAACAUGGUCGCCAAGCCAACCUCAGUCUUGUCCGAUUCAAGCAGGAACGCGGCGCUGCCUCCUCUUUCAACAAGGUGGUCGACGCCGUUUACAUGAUGUUGAAGAACCGUGGCCUAGCUGUUGAGGAUCCCGUCCGAGCAAAGAAGAUGGCGCGCGUUCUGGAAAUCAUGCCACCCUCACCUUGA
Penicillium cataractarum is the source of this 3744-nucleotide messenger RNA. RefSeq names its product serine/threonine-protein kinase. Gene Ontology annotation, cellular component: cytoplasm. Gene Ontology annotation, molecular function: ATP binding; protein serine/threonine kinase activity. The transcript is spliced from 5 exons. NCBI's taxonomy places the organism in Eukaryota, Fungi, Ascomycota, Eurotiomycetes, Eurotiales, Aspergillaceae. The record is from RefSeq and is a predicted model, not a curated record. The coding region runs from base 1 to 3744 and encodes 1247 amino acids. Gene Ontology annotation, biological process: intracellular signal transduction; protein phosphorylation.